AUGAGUGCUGCAGCCUCGGCCAACUGCGAAUAUGUCAUGGCAGAAUCCAGCGUGCCACUUGCACGUCUUUCUCUGGACUUGGACUCUGGACUCUGGAUUCUGGACUCUGGAUUGCCCUCUGGGAGGACAGAGAUGCUGCCGAGAGUCUUUCGCCAGCUGAGCACCAAAGCCUGGUGGAAGCUUGGCGGAAGCUCAGGGGAACAGCAAGCAGUGCGGCAUGCGCUGGGAGCCGCCAGCACCAGACCGCACCAGACCGCACCAGGCGCCUGCGAGGGUGCCUACAAGGUAUUUGACAUGCAGGCAUCAUUGAUGAUGGACCAGACCAUAGCCGUCAGCCUUCUCCCUCGCCUCCUUGACAAUUCUACAAGCGCCUUCCCGCCAGACCAGCCGAGCUGA
Molecule: messenger RNA, 396 nt
Organism: Ustilaginoidea virens
Lineage: Eukaryota; Fungi; Ascomycota; Sordariomycetes; Hypocreales; Clavicipitaceae
Exons: 2
Coding region: 1-396 (131 amino acids)
Source: RefSeq, a predicted model, not a curated record